Lutzomyia longipalpis is the source of this 6305-nucleotide messenger RNA. RefSeq names its product synapse-associated protein of 47 kDa (gene Sap47). The record is from RefSeq and is a predicted model, not a curated record. Gene Ontology annotation, cellular component: synapse; cytoplasm. The transcript is spliced from 5 exons. Lineage: Eukaryota; Metazoa; Arthropoda; Insecta; Diptera; Psychodidae. Bases 558 to 1589 code for a protein of 343 amino acids.
AAUUCAGAUUUGCAUUGUUUUGGUUUUUGUGGCACUUUUCGUCAUUUUCCAGUGAAGUUUUCUCGCAAAUUAAUGGAAUUUAUCCUGUAAAAAAGAAUUCUAAGGAUCUAAUAACGUGUGAAUUAUCAUCAAGAAGCAUUUACUUGCUUCUAAACAUGCUAAUUUGAGUGGUAAUGAGCAACCCCUUGGGCAGCCCACUAUUGAUCGUUUGAUGGAAUGCGCAUGGUUUGUGCGAAGAUACAAGAAGCGCACUAACGUGAAAAAUCACAUCGCAAGUCGACAUUGCAUUUUGAUUUGGGAUUUUAUCGAAGGGAAAAAGGUACAGAGAGUGGUGAAAGAAGUGCCCGUGGGUGCAAGGUGAUUAGUGCUUGAUAACAGCGUGAUUUCAGUUUGCAUCUGAACGCUGAGGCGUGUGGACGAAGAAAGAAAAAAAAAUAAAAUUGGUAUCAUAGCGUGAAAGGAGGAAGAAAAGACAUUGGACUCGACCCCCUUUUUCAGCAUUGCCUUCAAAUAGAGGUUUUCUCGUGGUGCAAAUUUCCCUUUUUUUCUGAAACAAGAUGUUCUCGGGUUUGACCAACCAAGUGACCUCCUGGGUGGGUGGGAAGAAAGGUGAACAGGAGGAUGGGACACUGCCAGCACAGCAAGAGGGGCAAACGGCACCAGAAGUUGCUGAGGCUCCGUCCACGGAUCCUGCUGCUGCUGUGCCUGUUGCAGAGGAUGCUGGUCAAAGCCCAACAAAGGCCGGCGGUGGGAUGUUUUCGAAUGUAAAGAGCCAAAUGACGGGAUGGCUGGGAAAUGCAUCAAUGCCGAGCAUGCCAACUGUCUCGAUGCCAUCUGUAUCGAUUCCAACAAUUCCUGGUUUUAGUAAAAAGAAUGCCGAGACCGAGGAGGGAGCUGCACCGGCUGAUGCAGCAGCUGGUGAGGUGGCAAAAGACACAGAAGGUGGUACAGCAGCCGAGGCGACUGAGGCAACAGCGGCGGAUGAUGAAGAUAAAUCUAGGUAUAUUAGCGCAACAGAAGGUGCGGAUUCAAAGCCUGGAUCGGGGCCAACAACUCCACAGGAUGACCAGGCUGGGCAAAUAGGGCAAGUGACAACAAAAGUAACACAGGGGGUUAAGAGUUUUGGCUCAUUCCUCUACUCAUCUGUUAACAAGGCUGGGGCCAAGAUCAAGGAGACCGUGAAAGAUAAUAGUAUUUUGGGUGAAUUUACCAAAGAGCAGGAGGCAUUUAUGAAGGAAAAUGCCGCAAAGGGUGGCUCUGGGCAGCUCCCGUGGGUUGGCAUUGCAAACGGUGAAAAGGUCAAGGAGGAAAUUCUUGGUUUAUCAGCAGACAGGCGUAACUUUGUCCGUGCCCCACCAGCUGGUGUGGACUUCCAAUUUGACUACGAUGUCUCCUAUACCGUGGCACAGGCUAUAAUGGCCGAAGAUACGGCCCUUGAGAAGAUGCGCUUUGACUUGGUGCCCAAAAUUAUCACAGAAGAAAAUUUCUGGCGCAACUACUUCUACCGCGUCUCACUCAUUUGCCAAGCUGCUGAAUUAGGUACGCUAGGUACGGAGUCUGGUAUUGGGCAGGGUUCACCUGAGGAGUAAGGAGGGAGCACGAGUACGCUGAUGGGGGAGACGCUGUAAUGAGAUAUGCAGCAAACUGAGAGAGAGAGAGGUCAAGGUAAGUUCAUUGAUUUGAGCAAACAUUUUUCUCACGGCCAUGCAAUCGAUCUAUCUACCCCCACAUGCUCAAACUCAUCUCCCCGCGCAGGAGUAACGUGAAAUAAAUAAUAUAUAUAAAUAAAUAAUAUAAUAUUUAGGAAUAUUUAUUCAUUUGGAUUAAAUACCAAAAAAAAGAAAAGAAAAAAACCCUUAAAAAGGAAAAAAUAGAAUAUUUACAAAAUUGCAUUUGAAGAAAAAAAACUAUUUGAGCAUAUAAAUGUCAUUUGAAGUUCGUUUUAAAUGAAAAAAAAUGAAAGAAACCUAUCCAUCUGGGAUAAAUAUUUAUCAAAAAAAAGGGAAACACAUUCACAAAUAAAGAGUUAAAUAAAUAAAAUGUAUUUAAAUAUAAUUUAAGUGAGAAAAGAGGUAAGAAAAAAAUCAUAAAAAUAUACAAAUAAAUAGAUACAUGAUUGAAAAUAUCCUGCGCUGUAUACAUUUGUAUAUUAAAUAGAAUGGUGUUGAGAAUUUGACAGCAAUGAAAAAAAAUGUAAUAUUUCAUCUACUUUAAUGACAUUGCUGAGAGUAACAGAGAAAAAAUGUAAAUUGUAAUGAUUUGUAGAACAUUAAAAUGCCAGAGAAUGCGGGGAAAAGGUCAGGAAAAGUUUAUAAAAGAAGAUUUUCUUUUGAUUGGUGAUAAGACGGGAUGUAGGAAGUGGGAAAAUGGGACGAUUUACAAGGCAAUUCAAAUCAUUUAUUGCAAAUAAUAAAUCAAUUCACCCGCAAAUGAUGAAUGUGACUGCGAUCAAGAUGCCCCAGACAAGUAAACCAAAAGGAAAUUGUUCAUUUUAUUGCCCUUAAAAAAUAUUGACGACAACGGGGAAAACCUGGAAAAACAAAUCUGGGAAAUUGGUGACAAAUAAGUAGAAAUACAAGGGCAGAAAAAGCUUUUACUUUCCUGAAAAGCUCGCAAAUAAUUCCAGGAAAUUAAUUUUGCAAACUUCCUAUUCAGAAGUUUAAAAAUAAACAAAGAAUUCAUUAAAUUUAGGGUCUAAAUUGAACCUUUUUACUUUUAAACAUAGACUGAAAUGUUAAUUUAAAAAAAUAAUUUCACUCCUUGAAAAUUUAAAAAUAAAAAGGUUCAAUUUAGACCUUAAAUGUAGCAAAAUUUUUUAAUUAAAAAAAUUAGAUUGAAUUUUUUGUUUGUUUUUAAACCUCUGAAAAAAAAGUUCGCAAAAUUAAUUUUCUGAUAUUAUUAAAUAAACUGAAUAUCUCUCCAAUCAUUCUCUUUAAAUCAGUUAGGUUUGUUUUGCUCUGGAGUCUUAACUUUUUGUUUUAUCUUUGUUUCAUGUACAUUUAUGAAACGUGAACGACGAAACAUUCUAGGUGUGACUUUACCAUUUUUUUUUACAAAAAAAAAAUUAAUGAUAAAUAUGUAAAUAGAACAAAAAUUAAUUGUUCUAUUAUAUAUCUUUCAAAUUAACUCCUCGAGAAUUUUUGCUCUUGCAAGCUUGAGGAGAUUUUUUUUUGGUGAAACAAAGUAACCAAAUGUUUCUCACGUGUUUUUAGCAGAAUCUCUUAUUUGAUCUCAAUAGGAAAAGAAAUUAUUAAACGAAAUACUGAUGCAUGUUUUAUGUAUUCAAUGUGGAUUAGAUGUGAAACGAAAGUACAAUAGGGGCGUGGCUUAUACAUUUUUGAUCAAAUAAUUUCAGCGUUUUCUCAGGUGAUUUCUGGGGAAAAGUAGGGGUCUCUGACUUUUUAUUUUUAUAAUAAUUUUCUGUUCGUAAUUUUGUUUGUCCCCAAAAUGAAUAAACUCCUUCAGAAGAAUUUUAGUCAAUUUAGCUUUCUUUUGUUCAAACAACUUCAAUUUUAUGGGCAGUUUAGUUGUGAAAUAAGCCACGAAGACACAUAUAAAUCACAAGUAUGAGCACCGUACAAAGGCUUAGCGUCUAUGAAUGAGUAUUUCUAGGCCAAUUUUUAACUAUUUGUCGUUAAAAGAAGAUUCUUUUACAGCUUACAGUGUGUCCGGGGCACCUUGAAUUGCAAUAGAACGAUUGAAACAAGAUGGGUUAAAAGUGUUUGAAAUAAGAUAUGAUGGGGAAUAGUGAAUGAAAAUGCAAUUAAUUAAUACGAAAAUGUAUCCAUUUCCAUAUUUGCUGCGUAUCAGACAUUUAUAUUUUCUAUUCUUUUCUGAUUUUUAAUCAUUUCUAAACACAGAGAGAAAUGCAUUAUUGUAAAUAAGAAUAAAGAAAGAAUUGAAUCUGCACAAUUUAUGCUGAAGUUGUUGAAAAAUUUUUUGCAAGACAUUGCGCCUACAUGAACAGCGAAUAUUUUUGUUGUAAAAAAAAAGAAUUUGAAGAAAAGCUUAAAAUAUUUUCUUUGCGUGAAAUGGGACAAAAUAGCAGGAGUAAUCAAUUUUGUUUAACUGCAAUUUUGGUCUCUUUUUAUAGUUGAAAAAAAAAUGACACAUAAGACGUUGUGAAAUGACGUUAUUUGUAAUUUAAUUCGCAGCAAUAUUUUGCAUUGGUCAAUAAUUAAAUAUUUGAACAGAAGGAGGGAAUUUUUAACAGAAAAAAAAGAAAUAAAAUAACUACGGAAAUAUUCAAGAUUAUUUGUUCAAUGAAUGGGUGAAAAAGCUCAAAAUAGUCAAAAUAUUAAUAUUUUUCGUUAAGAUAGAUUAAAAAUGUAAUUUUUGAGCUUUUCUUGCAUGAUUUUAUUAGCUCCGAACUUAUCUAGAUUUUGAAAUAAAUCUACUCUUCGAACCUCUAAGUUCCCUUUCAGAUUUUUUUAUAAAAUUAUUUUUAACCAUUUAAGUAUCAACCAAUAAAUUUUCUUGAAUUUUUAUUUAUUUAUUUAUUAGUCUGUAUUGUGUUAAUGCACUAAUUUUACGCAAAAAAAGGUCAAAGAAGGCAUUUUUCACAGAGAAAAGUCUUGCAAGUGCAUCAAGAAAAUAAAUAUCGCGAUAAAGAGAUCAAUGAUACAAAGUUAUUAUGUUUCAUGCUGGUUGCAAUAGUAACCAUUGUGCGUGAAACAUUAAACUUUGAAACAUUUGUUCUUUUUCAUCGUGAUAUUUACUAGAAGGAUGCUCUUAGUGGACAUUUAAGAGUCAAAUGAUCUUCUCUGGUCUCUUCUAUGGAAAUUUAAUGCAUUUAUCUGAAAUUUCAACGUUUUCCAGGAUUUCUUGGUCGCAAAAUAAGACCCUUUAUUAUGAUAAUUUCAGAAUUUUCUUUUAAACCACAAAUUUCAACAAACAUUCAUUGUUCAAAGUUUAUACUGAAUAUCGCUGUAAAAAAAAGAGAUGAGUUUCUAGAUAAAGGAGAACAUUUAAGAAAAAAAUAUCGAUGGGAGAUUUUUUGUAGCGAUGAAAAAAUUAAUUAAAUACCUACACGUAGUUAGAAUGUCAAUGAUAUAUAUAUUAAUAAAAAAAGAAGUUGAACAUAUUUAUUCUUGAUGAGAAAAGGGAGAAGGAGAAAAAAACAUAUUGCACACUUUGAAGCUUCCUUCUUUGACAUCCGAGGCUAAAAAAUUCUUUGAAAUCUCUGUGUCGUUUUUUAUUCUUUUAACCAAAAAAAAAAGACAAUGCAAUUGAUGUUUGCUAUGAAAUUUAUAUAUAAAAAAUACUAUCAAUAGCAUAAAUGAUAGCCAUCAGGAUAAUAAAAAAAGGUUAUGGAGAUAAAACGGAUGAAAUGGACAAAGAAAAUAAAUUUCUUGGAAGGAAAUGAAGAAGAGAGAAUUUACAAUUUAAUGUCAAUGGCGUCACUAAACACAUUUUAUUUUUUGAAAUAAAUUAACCAACACCAUUUAAUGAUUCUUUGUAAUUUUUCAUAGCGUGAAUAUAGCUAAAAAAGUGGACCUACAUUCACGAGCCCGAGAGUGAAGAUACAAAUUUUUAUCAGCUUUUUAGAUAAAAUGUGAAAACAUUGUACAGUUGAUGCUGAUUUUCACAAAAAUAAUAAAUAAAUUGCUGGUUACAUGGAAAUACAUUUUACAAUUAAAAAAUAAAGAAAAAAAAGUGAAAUUAACGUGACAGUGAAAAUAUAUUUAACAAAAAAAAACAAAGCUCUGUGAAUGUCAAAAAAUCUAUUAAAUGUCUUUUAAAACUCAUUGUAAUGGUAUAAAAAAAGGAAAAACUAAUUAAAAAUUAUAAAAUGAAAAUGUGUAUCGAGUAUUCUCUUAAGAUUAAAAAAAAAAUAAAUAAAAAAAAACAUUCCAUUCUUUAUACAUAACACAUCUAGAAAAGAAAAUCAUUUUCCCUUCUUUCGGCAAGAGAGUGCAAAAAGUCCUUUCAGAUUGACUUAAAAAAAAGAAAUCCACCAAAAAAAAUUGAGAAUAAAUUAUUUACUACCUUUAAAAAAAAAGAAAUAAUAUAAUUUUUACGUAGUUCCAAUCCUUAAAUUCCAAUGGGUGGGAAGUAAGAAGAGUAAAUAAAGAAAAUGAAAUAAAACCUAAAUAAAAAAAUAGAAUGAAUUAAAUGAAGAUAUAUAAAUAUUAUGUAUAUAACUUACAUUAUUUACAAUAUAAAAGAAAUGACAUUAAGAAAAAAAAGGAGUUUUAUUAACAGUUAAAGAAAAAAGGAAGAAUGUAAUUGAAAAAGAAAAAAAUGUUAUGUUUGAUCAUACCUACUUAUAAAUAUACAAUUAUGUAUGUAUAUGUUCAAAUGAA